AUGGCUCCUGUCGCUGAAACCACCUCCCCUGUGGUGCCCAUCACAGAAGGCAAACUCACCCUCAAGGGCCUAGAGCGCGCUCCCCGGCCUCUCAAGCUUAGUGGCGCCCUUGAUGCUUUCGAGUCCUUCGACGUUACUCCCGUCAUCGGACGCGAGUUCCCCAACGCCAGCCUGAAAGACUUUCUGCGCGCUCCAAACUCCGAUGAGCUGCUCCGUGACCUUGCUAUCACCGUAUCUCAGCGCGGUGUUGUUUUCUUCCGGAAACAAGAUGGCCUAGACAACGACCUCCAAAAAGAACUCGUUCAACGACUCGGAGAACUCUCUGGAAAACCCAAGACUUCCGGUCUACACAUCCACCCAAUUGUUAACUCAAGUCGUGAGCACGGCGUUCAAGAUGACGAGAUCAGCGUCAUCAGCUCGCAACAGCGACAGAAGCUCUUCACCGAUCGCAACCAACGCAAGCAGACUGCUCGGCGGGAAUGGCAUAGUGAUAUUACCUUCGAGCCGAUUCCAAGUGAUUAUACUAUCCUUCGUCUGACCGAGCUUCCGAAGACUGGCGGUGACACCCUCUGGGCAUCCGGUUACGAAGUCUACGACCGCAUCUCGGACCCUUACCGGAGGUUCCUUGAGGGUCUGACAGCAACAUAUGCUCAGCCUGGGUUUAAUGAAAUCGCCAAGAAGAACGAUUUCAAGGUCCAUCGUGGACCUCGUGGUGCGCCCGAGAAUGUUGGCGAGGUACUGAGUGCUCAACACCCUGUUAUUCGCACUAACCCUGUUACGGGGUGGAAGAGUGUUUUUGCCGUAGGCGUUCAUGUUGAGAAGGUUAAUGGGGUUUCUGAAGAAGAAAGCAAACAUCUUCUUAACUGGUUUGUGAAUCUGAUUGUGGAGAAUCAUGAUCUCCAAGUGCGGUUCCGCUGGCAGAAUCCGAAUGAUUUAGCAAUUUGGGACAACCGAUCUGCUUAUCAUGCUGCUACGUGGGAUUAUGAUGAUCUUGGUCCUCGGACUGGUCAUCGUGUUGUUGGACUUGGUGAGAGGCCUUACUUGGACCCAAACAGUGUUAGCAGACGAGAGGCACUGGAGAGGGAUGAAUAG
Messenger RNA from Penicillium longicatenatum, 1092 nucleotides. RefSeq names its product TauD/TfdA dioxygenase family protein. The coding region runs from base 1 to 1092 and encodes 363 amino acids. NCBI's taxonomy places the organism in Eukaryota, Fungi, Ascomycota, Eurotiomycetes, Eurotiales, Aspergillaceae. The transcript has 4 exons. Gene Ontology annotation, cellular component: cytoplasm. The record is from RefSeq and is a predicted model, not a curated record. Gene Ontology annotation, molecular function: 2-oxoglutarate-dependent dioxygenase activity.